CUGAUAACCGUCCUGAGGGGGCGGAGCCCGGCUGAAAGAUGGCGUCUUUACGUUGUAGAAGGGAUUUCUGUGGCGUUAUCUGCCUGAUUUUGACUUAUUUUAGCGUCUUUUACGCGGACUACGUGGUCAUACAGUAUGUUCUCAUCCCUGCCUACGCUGACAGUGUGUGGGGAACUCUUCAUGGAUCCUUGUUCAACCUGGUCCUGCUGCUGCUGCUGGCCUGUCACUCCAAGGCUGUCUUCUCAGAUCCUGGUAUGGUGCCCCUCCCUGACACAGCAUUGGACUUCUCGGACCUGCGCUCCCAGUCCUCUCGAAUGAAUGAGCGGGGCUGUGAGGGCUGGACGGUGUGCAGCCGCUGUGAAACCUACAGACCUCCCAGAGCGCACCACUGUAGGGUCUGCCAGAGGUGCAUACGCCGCAUGGACCAUCACUGUCCCUGGAUCAAUAACUGUGUUGGGGAGUUGAACCAGAAGUAUUUCAUCCAGUUUCUCUUCUACACUGGCAUCGCCAGUCUGUACUCCAUGGUCCUGGUGGUGUGGGCGUGGGUGUGGAGGAUACGGAACGAGAGGGAAGGCGAUGCAAACAAAGAAGGCGAGGAGACACCGAGCAAACAUCUGAUAGUUGCGCAUUACAUCAUCCUCCUGGUGGAGUCGGUGUUGUUUGGAGUGUUUGUCAUGGUCAUCUUCUAUGAUCAGCUGGUCUCCAUCAUCACAGAUGAAACUCCCAUCGAACAGAUGAAGAAAAGGCUGAUUAUCAAAGACAGGAGACCCUCCUCCUCCUCGUUAUCCUCCGCCUCUUCGCAGCAGCCGCCCCAUCACCUCCCACACAUCACCCGGAAGCCGAAGCUGGCUCUGCUGAGGGAGGUCUUCGGGAGAGGUUCGGUCUUCUGCUGGCUGCUCCCGCUCCACUCCAGCCCUCCGUCGGUAGGUGGAAUCACCUACUCCGCCCUGCCGGACUACGACGUCUGAUCUAUGACCUGUGAGCAUGGCAGGGAAUGUUUGUGUGUGAAGGAGUGACUUUACUGCCUAAAAACGAUGUCUCAUCUUUCAACUGAGAGGUGAAAAUGAAAAAGGGAUGAGUAAGCAGUGUGUGUGUAUUCAUAUGAUGAGCAAAUGAAGGAAUGAAUGACUGAUUCACUGAGCCCUCAUGAUUUUACCCACUAGGACCUAAAGAAGCACUUCAGUUUCAGACUCGUGAGAAUUUUUUUACUGACUCUCAUGUGACGAAGACACAGCACUGAGCUCCUUGUGGCCCCAUCUGAAGUUUUAUGACCAGCAUUCCUCAAAUCUUUUUAUAUUUAUCUUUGGCAGCAUUUCUCUGGAAACUGGGACUUUUCUGAGUAUUAAUCAGUUUAUAAUGACUUUUUGCAGAACUAAACUAUAAAUUUAUAAAUUCUUAACAGGAUGUCCUAGAUCUAAAUGCAGAGGUACAACGUGGUAAGCAUGCAAGUCACAGAGCCUCUGAUCCAGAAUAUAAAGGGUUAAUGCAGUAUAUACAUGCUCUUCAUGUGUUUUGCAUGAACGGUAUGAUAUGACCUUUAUACACCCAAACAAGCCUAAACCUUUCAGGUUCAUAUUUGAAUUUUGGUGAACUUUUCACUUUUGAAACAGCAACCACAAACAGUUUUCCAUACAGGUAAAGCAGAAUGUUUACAGUUUUCUCAAAGAAGGAUAGUUUUUGUUGUGUUUGGGAAGACAGAAAAUGAACAGGAAGUUUUACAUUUAGUCAUUUGGCUCCUAUUUAUUCCAAAUCAGCUUAUAAACCACUGAAGUUAACCUGUGAUCACAUUUUGAAGGCAUAGAGUUACCAGGAUCCGCCUAUUUGACCGUUUCUUUGUUUUAAAUUCCUCUCUGCAGCGCCUCCUGCUGUCUAUUCCAAUUUCUUUUUUCCAGAGCGAAACAUUUUAAAAUUUACAAAUUCAAAAGCUUAGUAAACUUUUAAUAAAUUUAGCAGUUUGAAUUGUACGUACAUUUUUUUAAAAUAAAACUGAUUUUUAAUUUCCAGUAUUUGGAGAACAAAUGAAGGUAAAAAUGAUUAUUGUAUCAAAGUCCAGUUGAUUUAAAAAGAAAACUGUUGGUGAUAUUUCCAAGAAAAGUCAAUACUUAAAGUUAGACUCAUGUUACAUUUGGAGGAAAGUUUUACUUAAAAACAAAUGAAAUUCAGACAGAAGCUGACUCUAAAGUCAUCUUUAACUAAGACAUGAUUUAGAUUGUGUGGCUCUGACACCAAGCACUUUAUUUGUCAGUUUUUUCUUGUGUGACUUUAAAAAGUGAGGUUGGUUGUGGAAAAAGGUCCACAGGGAAAUGUUUUUUAUUGUAGCACUAAUACUAAAUGUAGUAAAGGAGAAAAGAAGUGUAGCACCAACAGCCUAAUUUAAAAGCAGGAUACGUGUGCUCAAAAAUAACACCUCUGGUUCUAAAAUAUGACCUACCUAUUUAUGUUCCUACACGGUUUUUAAAAUUGUGGAAAAGUAUAAAAUUCAGAUAAAAAUGAGAAAAAAGGUUUGCUUCCAAAUGAAAUUCCAAAUUUCUAAAACGUAAAAUGCCUUUUAAAAUAUUAAUUCAUGUUUAAAUUGCAUCCUUCAUCAUUGAUUUGCCACAUCUAAACAUUAUUUACAUUUAGUACCCACAAGUAAUUAACUAAUUCAGAAAAAACAAAGGUAGUUUUACUGUUUUUCUUGACCUCUUAGCCAACUUAAAUCAGAUUUUAAACUGAAAGCUGGGUGUUUUAUUUAGAUGCCAAACAAUGAAAUCACUGACACUGCUAUCUUUUUUUAUUUUUGCAGAGUCAAUGUGUCACAGAUGAUAAACUGAAGACCGUUUCAUUCAGAUUUAACAACUAUAAUAGGUUUAUAUUUUGAAUUGGAGCUGAUCUGAGCAAACAAAGCACUGCCAUAGCCCUUUACGGAGCUGCAUGAUCCAAUCCCAGCUUUCAGCAUUGUCUUAUUUUUGAUUUUGAUGCAAUGCAGAAAUACAUCAUGAAAAAAAAAACUUAAUCAAGUAAAUGUUUAUGUUUGUGAUUUACAUUUCUGCUGCUUUGUUCCCAUUUUAAAGCAGAACCUUCAUCCCAAAGCUUUGUGCAAACCAAUCCAUUCAUUCUAAAUCCAAUAAUGCCUCUUUAAGUUCCCUGCUGUCCUGGAUAAAAUGAAAAGCUUCUCCCUAAAUAUCAGCAUUUAAAAUGAAAUGUGACUUAUAUGGGCGUUGGCUUCUACUUUUGUUCGUUUAAUCACCAAACCUUUACAUAAAUCAGUCAUUUUAAAUUCAUUUUACUGUCAAAUUAUAACUACUGUUAGUUGUUGAGGUCAUUAUAAUCUGAAAGGAUGUUUCAGGUGAAAUCUUCCUCAUCCCCGUGUUUAGGUACAAAGAGCUUUUAUUUUUUCUCACUAAACUAAGUUACACUUAGAAAUUUAUCAUACAUGAAGAACAUUGUUUCCUACCUUUAUAUUUAUUUUUGUGUGAUGUUACUUCACUGAAGAGACCAUUAUGUACAUAUUUAUUAUGUCUUACGCUCACUUUAAAUAUGUGUUUUGUGUUCUUUCAUUUCUGUUACUCUUGUUCUGUUUACUUUCUGCCGUGACGGCUUAAAUUUCCCACUUGUGGGACUAAUAACGGAUUAUCAAUCUAUCAAUCAAUUUUAUGUAAGGGGUGAAGUUGCCUUUCCACACCAAAAAAGCAUUUAGGGUUCCGCUUCAUUUAGGAGGAAGGAGCUCGUCCUUUGGGGUUUUGGUCAUUUCCAUCCUUCUUUGUUUCGUACUUUUGCAAUUUUGGGCAUUUUGUACCCGAUUACCUUAAGAUGUUUCACACUAAGAAUUUUGUCGACCAAAACUAUGACAAAAAUAUUUAGUCAACUGGCUUUUUCAUGUACAAAAAUCUAAUUAGCAUUCUAAGGGGAUUAACUUGCAUUUUUAGCUUUAAGCUAGCUAGCAUUUCUGGGUAAUUCAGAAGGUUGAGCUUAUUCACUCGCAUUCCCAAUAACUUGUAUUCCUGUAAAUUUUAUUAGCAUUUACAGACUUUAACCAAAGAUUUAGGUGCAGUGAAUUGCAUAUUUUGUGUUUUACAUAGCAUUCCAAAGCCAGUAAUUGGCAUAGAUGAUCAGCUAGCUUUAGCGCUACAGCUAAGGUACCUAACGAGUAUUUAAAUACACAGUAUUUUAACUGUAUUAGUGAGGACCUCCAAAUAAGCAAAACAAAAAUGAAAACCUAAGACAAAAUGUGGUGUUAAGGCUAAAUAAGAUGUUUAUUUUACACAAUUAAAUAUUAAGGAAAACAAUAAAGCAGUUUCUGCAGCUAGCCAAGCAGUGCUAGCCAUCAGAUAGCUAUUGGUAUUGUUUUAAAUUAUUUAUCAUCCAAACCUUGCUCUAUAUUGUUGUUUUUCUUUAUUAUUCGACAAAUUUACACCAUUAUGUCUCCCACUAUAAUGAAACUCAGUAUCUGUUGGUGUUAACUAAGAUUUGGGCAGUUUUACCCUGUAAAAAUCUGACAGUAAUGAUUAACUAAAGAUCUCAGAUUAAUGUUGCAGCAGAAAACAUAAGUUCCUCAGAACUGAAAUAGAUUAUUUUAGAAAUGAAAAUGUUUCUAAACACAGAUGCAAAGGCAUCUUCAGCCCCACUGUGUUUUUAUAUAAAUGUGUUUUAAAGUUAUUUUGAAUUGUGUGUCUAGCUCAACAGCUCAACUUGCUCAACAGUUUCAGAUACACAGGUGCUUUAUUGGAUUGUAUGAAUUAUUCUCAACUGUUUGGAUGACAAGAGAAACUACUGGUUGAGGGUAUAGGGUUUUACCCUGAAAAAAACUUUUUUUAUGAUUAUUUGACUUUGAUCACUUUAAUUAGCCUUUAUGUCUCAUGUCAAUAAGCAUAAAAAUGGGAUAACUAUAUUGGAAAAAAAUAGGAGACAAUUGCAGAGAUGUCAAAAUCUUAAUAAUGUUGCAUUCAGGCUGCAAACUACCUGGCCGAUAUUUAUAAUGCUUUGUAUGUGCAUAAACCACUACUGUACUCUGGCUCCAAAACUGGUAAUAAUGUUUAGGAUAUUAAAAAGAUCAAAAUGAUCCCGUCAUCUCUGAAGGAAGCAGUUCUGUAUGUUUGUGUGUGAAGGGAGGAGAAGCAUGUGGGUUUUUGAAAGGGCGACCCAUGUUGCUCAGUCAUGGGCUUUUUUCAGGAUCUGAGGGCCUAAAUUGUCUGUAAGGCAAGUUUAUUUUUGAAGAGGAGUUGCAAUCAAGCCUUGAUAGUCACUGAUGGAAACAUUUUACAACUUCCUUCUACCAGAGUAUAGCCAAGUCUUUGCUUAACAUACUAAUCAAUGAGUCUGAUCACUAAAACAUAUGAUGGCCCAUUCAACUUGAAACAGUUCCCCAAUUUAAGUCAGAUGUUGCAAGUGAAUGUAAUCUAAAUGAAAAAAAAGGUAAACAAAAUUACAAAUUUUUUAUUUUAUGUUUCCAUCCGUUUUCAAAAGCUAAGAAUUACUGAUUUCACUGAAAAUCUUUCAGAACACUCAGGUUUUAGAGGCUUGUUUUCCAACAAUGGUUAGGAUCUAACACUUUAAAGGCUCUUUAUGUCCUACUGAGAGGAACUUUCCAGGGGAGAUUUCUUUCCAGUUCAAAUAUAUAUCAGGUUUUAUCUGAGAAAUGUGCAAACGCAACAUUUAAGAUGUAAAAAGUGUCAAAGCUUCAGUUCAGGCAGUAAUUUUACAUUUUAAUUCACCUGCUGACAAACUGAGCAGUUCUUAGAGUCCUUCGUUUGUUCAAAGCAAUGAUGCUUCGUCCAUCAGCGUUGUUUGUAGGGUGAAUGCACAUUUAUGGGGGAACAGAGGCUGCCUUGCUGUUGUUAUUUUGUAUAAUCUUAAGAUGAUUGAUGAAGGUUUCUUGUAACUUCUCUCCACAGUGCUAAUUGUGGCCCAGGUCUGAUUCUGUGUGGACAUAGAAAGGUUCAUGUUUUAUGCUUAAGAUGUGCAAUAAAUCACAAAGGGGAACAUUACUGAAUCUCAGAGAUAUUUAUUAUGAUUUCUAACAUCAUUGUUGCAUAAAAGGUUGGAGAUGUUUUUUUACCAAAUGGAAGAGAAAUGGAAAGUUACGUCAUUUUAAGUUGAAUUUUACUGAUUUGGUGAAAAUAAUGACCAGGUGUUUUGGUCUGGAAAAUCUGACUAUUUAGUCAAGCACCUAAAAAUAUUUCAGACAAUUGUUUUUGUCCAGAUAUGUGUGUGCAAUUAUCAGGGUGCUGGCUUCCUUGGUUUUCAUGAAUGCAGUUGAUCUGUUUUUCCAUUUAUUCUUUGUUCUAUUAGGGUGCGUUUGUUUCGCCUUAUCUUAGCUGCCUCUUAGCCACCAAUUCAGAUUAAAAACCCAACAGAGGUGAGCAAGACAUGCACACAACUUGCUGUUUUCUAGACAGCAUGAAGGAAUCUCUGCACAAACAGAGAAGACCUAAAAUUAACCGUUAGCUGUCAGUCAAAAGCAUUCAUGGUCCAGGUUUGGAUUCGCUGCAGUUUUUACGCUCACAAAGUUUUUUUAAUUUUUUAUUUAAUGAAGAGAUAAAUAUAACAUCAAGAACUGUUGUCAAGCAUUAAAACCAUUUUUUAACCAUUUGGAAAACUAUGAGGAAAAAAUCCUACUGUGCAAAUUAGUUUAAACUACGAAAGUGAUGUUGAAGCUGACAGAAUGUCUUUUUAUACCAGUCAGCGUUCAUAUGUGUCUCUUGCUCAUCUGAUUGGCUGUGACGGUUAAUUUCGAGGCCUGCAUAAUAAAAACUGAGUUUGAUAUCAUGUGGUUUUCUCGAUGAACAACUUCACAGCUGAACUAUGUUUGUUUUAUGAUGUGUUACAAUCUUGAAACCGUGAGCUGUGUAUUUUUUCUUCUUGAUAUGCUGCUUGUUAAAAUCCAAAUAAAACCGAUGUCUUUUAAUCUA
This is a messenger RNA of Girardinichthys multiradiatus, 6890 nucleotides long. RefSeq names its product zf-DHHC domain-containing protein. Gene Ontology annotation, biological process: peptidyl-L-cysteine S-palmitoylation; protein targeting to membrane. Lineage: Eukaryota; Metazoa; Chordata; Actinopteri; Cyprinodontiformes; Goodeidae. Gene Ontology annotation, cellular component: Golgi apparatus; endoplasmic reticulum. Gene Ontology annotation, molecular function: protein-cysteine S-palmitoyltransferase activity. The transcript is spliced from 9 exons. The coding region runs from base 39 to 968 and encodes 309 amino acids. The record is from RefSeq and is a predicted model, not a curated record.